CGCUUGGCCCGCCGGGAGGCGCGGCCCGCCGGCCGCAGCCAUGGCGCCGCCGCCCGCCGCGCUCUGCCUCUUCGACGUGGACGGCACCCUGACGGCCCCGCGGCAGAAAAUCUCGGCGGAGAUGGCGGCGUUCCUGCAGCGGCUGCGGCAGAAGGUGAAGGUGGGGGUGGUGGGCGGCUCGGACCUGGCCAAGAUCCGCGAGCAGCUGGGCGAGGACGUGAUUGAAAAGUAUGACUACGUGUUCUCAGAAAAUGGCCUGGUAGCAUACAAAGAUGGGAAAUUCCUGAGCAAGCAGAGCAUUCAGGGCCACCUGGGCGAGGACAUCCUCCAAGAUGUCAUCAACUACUGCCUGAGUUACAUUGCCAAGAUUAAACUGCCAAAGAAGAGAGGCACUUUCAUUGAGUUCCGAAAUGGGAUGUUAAAUGUGUCCCCCAUUGGAAGAAGCUGCAGCCAGGAAGAACGACUUGAGUUCUAUGAACUUGAUAAAAAGGAACAUAUAAGAGAGAAAUUUGUAGCUGAUCUACAAAGAGAAUUUGCAGGCAAAGGCCUCACAUUUUCAAUAGGAGGGCAGAUAAGCAUCGAUGUGUUCCCAGAGGGCUGGGAUAAAAGGUACUGCUUAGGAAUUGUUGCCAAGGAUGGAUACAAGACUAUCUAUUUCUUUGGAGACAAGACCAUGCCAGUGAGGAGGGAAUGACUAUGAAAUUUUCACAGACUCCAGAACAGAAGGCCACAGUGUCACAUCCCCACAGGAUACCAGAAGAAUCUGUGAAGAGCUAUUUUUUAAAUAAAAGACUUCCAGAAUUCACACUUCCAGGACGGUUAAAACAGCAAAAUAACUUGAAACAUCAUCUUCAUUCUGUGUUGGUUUUUUGUAAUUGCUCAUGAAUAGCAGGUGCUUUGCAGGUCAGUCAUUACUAAAGGGAAAUGUUUUCAUUGAAGACCCCUUGCUGGGAACACAGCAGAGCUCAUGUAGCACCAUCCUUUCAGUUUCCAAUCACAUAAAUUGUUUGUUGUUUUUUUUUUUUUUUUUGCUUCCUUGUGGGGUUUGGGUUGGGUGAUAUUUUGGGUUGGUUUUUAAGAUACCUGAAAACUUCCUUAACUAAUUAAUUACAAUUUAGGGAGGGAAGGGGAGGCAUAAUCUGCCUCUAG
Motacilla alba alba is the source of this 1149-nucleotide messenger RNA. RefSeq names its product phosphomannomutase 2 (gene PMM2). Gene Ontology annotation, molecular function: phosphomannomutase activity. Gene Ontology annotation, cellular component: cytosol. The coding region runs from base 41 to 694 and encodes 217 amino acids. Gene Ontology annotation, biological process: mannose metabolic process; protein N-linked glycosylation; GDP-mannose biosynthetic process. The record is from RefSeq and is a predicted model, not a curated record. The transcript has 8 exons. NCBI's taxonomy places the organism in Eukaryota, Metazoa, Chordata, Aves, Passeriformes, Motacillidae.